Molecule: messenger RNA, 906 nt
Organism: Diospyros lotus (date-plum)
Lineage: Eukaryota; Viridiplantae; Streptophyta; Magnoliopsida; Ericales; Ebenaceae
Exons: 5
Coding region: 196-639 (147 amino acids)
Biological process (GO): intracellular protein transport; intra-Golgi vesicle-mediated transport; retrograde vesicle-mediated transport, Golgi to endoplasmic reticulum
Cellular component (GO): COPI vesicle coat
Source: RefSeq, a predicted model, not a curated record
UAAUUUACCCAAAUCAUUAUCUUUUUCCAAAGCGGCCAUCCGAACCGAACCAGGGGGCAAUACUGUCUUGAAACCCAGAACCGUAUCAAAAGAAGCCCGAUUCGUCGAUGCUCACAAGUCGCAAGGCGUAGACGUUUCUUUCUGUUGAUUCGAUCUACAUUGCGAGGAGAAGAGGAACGACAAGGAAAACGAGUCAUGUUGCUGGCUGUGCUGAUCGCCAACUCCGAGGGCAACAUUCUCGUUGAACGGUUCAAUGGAGUUCCAGCUGAGGAACGUCUGCACUGGCGUUCUUUCUUGGUUAAGCUGGGAGCAGAUAAUCUUAAAGGUGUCAAGAAUGAAGAGCUCCUAGUUGCUUGCCACAAGUCUGUUUAUAUUGUUUACACUGUGCUUGGAGAUGUAAGCCUUUUUGUUGUUGGCAAGGAUGAGUAUGAUGAACUUGCCUUGGCAGAAGCACUUCAUGUUAUAACUUCAGCUGUGAAGGAUGCGUGUGGAAAACCUCCAACAGAGCGCCUUUUCCUGGAUAAGUAUGGGAAGAUCUGCCUUUGUUUGGAUGAGAUUGUCUGGAAGGGUUUGCUCGAGAACACGGAUAAGGAGAGAAUCAAAAGGCUCAUAAGGUUGAAACCACCAACUGAAUUCUGAAGAAAAAGUUCGUCAAGUUUGUCAACCUAUCUGUUGAAAGGGGGCGGUCAGAACUAGGCUUGUGCAGCAAUUUUUGUAUCUUGAUGGUGGAGACAUUCUGUUCUUCUGUAUGUUUGUGUGGGUACAAUUACUUAAAUGCUAUUUUCCGUGUAUUUCGCACCUUGUAACUUGAUUGGGGCAUGAUGCCUUGUUAUUAAUCUUAGGGUGUGUUUGAUAGCAUAAAAAAUGUCACAUUCAAAGAAUUGAAUUCCAUUUUAGUGUUUGACA